Messenger RNA from Durusdinium trenchii, 873 nucleotides. NCBI's taxonomy places the organism in Eukaryota, Dinophyceae, Suessiales, Symbiodiniaceae. The record is from the annotation of a GenBank genome assembly.
AUGUUCUUCAACUCGGCUAUCAGCUUGUUUGAGGAGCUCUCGCAAUGGCCAAUGGCCUCGGGCUUCUUGCGGCGCAUGGCAGUCGCCGGGAUCCGCACAGACAUGGUCAGCUACGUCAGUGGCAUUGGUCCGAGCUCUGAAGAAUCUCAAUGGAAACAAUGUGCCUUGCUCUUCCAGGAAGUUGUGAGAGUAAGCAUUCGUCAAAGCCUUAUCGGCUACAAUGCUGCCACUGCUGCACUUCGAGAACAGUGGCAGAUCUCCCUCCAUCUUUGGGAUUUGAUAUGGACGAAGCAAAUCGCUGCAGAUAACACCAGCCUGAGUUCCGCCAUCAGUGCUUGUGAUACUGCAAGCCAAUGGCGUUUGGGCUUGAGCUUGGCGUCAGACUUGCACACUGAAAACCUUUUGAACCCAGAUAUUGUUUUAUGGAAUACGGUGGUGGCCACCUGCAUGGAGGGAUCCCACUGGUCGCUAUCAUUGCAAGUGAUGAAGGACAUGCCUAAGUCGAAAGUAGAUCCAGAUGUUGUCACCGUCAACACCGCAGCCAAUGCUUGUGCCAAAGCAGCUGAAUGGCAGCAUGGUUUGGAUCUCUUGGACCAGAUGACGCAGGGAGAUGUUUGCCCAGAUGCAUUGACCUACACCGCUUUAAUUGGUACGUGCCAGCAAGACGAACAAUGGCAACUGGCGCUGACUUUGCUGCAACAAAUGCUGCAAGAGAAUGUGGCUCCGGACCUGCAAUGUUUCAAUGCCUUGAUCAGGUCUUGUCUGCAAUGCUCGCAGUGGAUGAUAGCCUUGGACCUUUUAUCCAUCAUGAAAGAGUUUGGUCUUAGGCCAGAUCGUUCCACCUACAUCGUGGCCAUGCAGGGGUCGAAUUGA